AUUUUCAUAGAGAUCUUUAUUUCUUGCCUCACUCGUUCGAUUAUAACACGAACAUUGGUAGUUUUGUAAGAGAUGGAUACUGUUAAGAUGUCCCAUGAAAGCUCCAGAUAUGAGUGUUUGUUAUUUGAUAUGGAUGAUACUUUGUACCCUAGAAGUAGUGGAAUUAACCUAGCAUGUCGUAAGAAAAUUGAAGAGUUUAUGUUGAAGUAUUUGCAUAUGGAUGAAAAUGAAGUGCCUCAAAUGUGCUUGGACUUGUACAUGGAAUAUGGGACAACCAUGGCUGGACUUAAGGCUCUUGGUUAUGAAUUUGACGAUAAGGAAUUUCAUGCGUAUGUGCAUGGUACCUUACCUUAUGAGGCAUUGAAGCCUGAUCCAGUUUUGAGGAACCUCCUUCUUUCCAUUCCACAGCGCAAAAUUAUCUUCACUAAUGCUGACAAAGCCCACGCAGCUCGAGUUCUUGAGAGGUUGGAUUUGGAAGAUUGUUUUGAAGGUGUCAUAUGCUUUGAAACUCUUAAUAAUAACAAUAAUAAUAAUAACAACCCAUUAUCAUUAGAAAGCAAAUGUAAUGGCAAUGGAAUUAUUCUCUGCAAGCCAUCCAUUGAAGCCAUUCAAGCUGCUAUCAAAAUUGCUGAUACUCACCCCAACAAAACGAUCUUUUUUGAUGAUAGUGUUCGAAAUAUCGAGAGCGGAAAAGCAGCAGGCCUUCAUACAGUUAUAGUUGGAAGCUCGGACUUGGUCCCUGGAGCCGACCAUGCCUUAGUUAGCAUCCACAAUAUAAAAGAGGCAUUACCAGAGUUAUGGGAAGGCGGAGAAGAGGACGCCGACGACGACCAGCCAGAGCAAGCUAUGCAGGCCCUUAUAGUUGAAGCUAUGGUCCUUGCAUAGUUUAUGGGGUACUUCUUAAAAUAAAUGCAUAGGUUAUAUAAAGUUAUGAAUAUUAUAUUAUAGUUAUUGGCGUAAAACAAAAUAAGUUAAUAUGGAAAACCUUUGUGUUCUACAAGCUUUAUUACUUAGGUGAUACUAGAUUAUGUCAAAGAACUGUACCUCACGCCCACUUGGGUGCCUAUAUACACGAAUUUGUACUUUAUUUGUUUCUCUAUGAACAAUAAAUAUAAUGUAC
Benincasa hispida (wax gourd) is the source of this 1120-nucleotide messenger RNA. RefSeq names its product Haloacid dehalogenase-like hydrolase (HAD) superfamily protein. The record is from RefSeq and is a predicted model, not a curated record. Lineage: Eukaryota; Viridiplantae; Streptophyta; Magnoliopsida; Cucurbitales; Cucurbitaceae.